UUAGAAAAGUAACCAUCUAAUGCAAAAUAUCUCUGAUUUGUGAGUGAUGUUGGCCAUAUUAAAGUACAUUCUAGGUGCUUGAUACAGUUUAGGCCAAAAUAAAAACGGGAAGCCAUGAUUUAGCAUGAAGUCAUUGAGACAUGAAAAAAUGUACAUUAAAUGCAAAAGGGAGGUAAUAGGUGAUCCAAUCAAGAACCCCUUCUGACCAACAUUUAAUUCGAGUUGCUAACCAACACUGUCACUACUCUUGUCUGCAACCAAACUCUUAUAAAAAAUAUGUAACUAAGCUAAAAGGAUAACAAACAAUUUUCCAAGAAUUACCAACAAUUUGAAAGAGAAUAAUUUUUAUAAAUAGCAACUAUGAAUCCAUUCACAACUUCCACAGCAGCUUGUUCUACUCCAUUUUCCUAUGCUUACAGUUAGUACAGUUCUGUACUAAAAAACCAUGUCAAAGAAAACUGUUGUGUCAGUGGAACUACUCUGUUCAAAGUGCAGACAGAAGGUCAUGAAGUUAAUUGGUGCAAUAGAAGGGAUAACUUCUGUUGUUCUUGACCCUUCAAAAAAUACUGCCACAGUAAUUGGAGAAGCUGAUCCAGUGAAAAUUAUCAAACAGGUGAGGAAGUUCAAAAGAUCUGCAAUGAUUGUGAGUAUAGGUCCUCCCAAGGAAGAGAAAAAGGAUUACACGUCCGUGUCCUCCCAAGUCCAUAUUCAUAGCCUUCCCAAGAUCUGUCAGGGUUGUGAUGCCUGGUAUGUGGUCGGUGAAGAUUAUCAUAUAUGUUCAAUUCUGUAACUAAGAAACCCAUGUCUCAUGGAUCUCUGUAUUCAUUACGAGUUUAGCUCAUGUAGUUCAGCCAUUUGAACAGAUAAAAUUUUUCUCCUUUUCCUGUUUGC
Messenger RNA from Vitis vinifera (wine grape), 891 nucleotides. Its product is annotated as heavy metal-associated isoprenylated plant protein 2-like. The transcript has 2 exons. Bases 446 to 790 code for a protein of 114 amino acids. Gene Ontology annotation, molecular function: metal ion binding. The record is from RefSeq and is a predicted model, not a curated record. NCBI's taxonomy places the organism in Eukaryota, Viridiplantae, Streptophyta, Magnoliopsida, Vitales, Vitaceae.